Suhomyces tanzawaensis NRRL Y-17324 is the source of this 1332-nucleotide messenger RNA. RefSeq lists its product as uncharacterized. Lineage: Eukaryota; Fungi; Ascomycota; Pichiomycetes; Serinales; Debaryomycetaceae. The record is from RefSeq and is a predicted model, not a curated record. Gene Ontology annotation, biological process: double-strand break repair; resolution of meiotic recombination intermediates; mitotic intra-S DNA damage checkpoint signaling. Gene Ontology annotation, cellular component: Holliday junction resolvase complex; nucleus. The transcript has a single exon. The annotation marks the transcript as partial. Gene Ontology annotation, molecular function: nuclease activity; DNA binding.
GAUCCCAUAGAGGACUCGUCCUUCACGUUUCUGCAACUGCAACCAUCCAACAAGACGUCAUUGAUGGACAUCGUAAAGUGGCUCUCCGACAGCGAGGACGAUCUGUUUUCAAAGGACCCGGUAACACGUCUAUCAAACCCAGCACUUCCCAGCGUGAAGGAAAAGUCUCCCCCGUCCCUUGUGUUAGAAACGAAGCCAGUACACAAGGAGCUCCCAGUUCUUGGAGAAGCACUCAAGGCUAAUGAUCCCGAGGAGCCAAUAGUGGUCCCUGUGGUCAAAGCACCAAAUGCCAUACAACAGAGAAAGGAGCACAAGAAUCAGCAGCUGCAAAACAAGAAACAGCCUUCAAAACUCGUGAAUCCAUUUCUGAACUAUGAAUAUACCGCAAAAGAGCUUAAAGAAGCUAAUAAAAUCACUAGAAAGAAAGAAGAGCUCUUGGGGGAGAUGGUAAUUCACAUUCCAAGAUCAAUAUGUCUAGAAAAUGAAUUCAUUGACCAAAGUUUCGAGCAUUCCGCUGUCGAGUUUUACAACUGUGAUGUGCCUUUGAUAUACUGGACGCGUAAGGUGCGGGCAUCCUACGACUCUUCCAGGGAUAUAUUUGUUCCCUGUGCUCCAAUGGAAGUACAAGAAAAGACGUUGGUGCUUCAUUUCAAGGCACAAGACUUCAUUUCCAGAAUACGAAGUGGUACAAUCAAAUCCCAAGUGCAAAAAGCACUUUCAAUGGCCAGAUUGAGACAGCCUAUUCUCAAAUACUCAGUCAUAAUUGUCAUUGAAGGGUACGAUCAGUACAUCUUGAAGCUCAGAAAUAUGGAGAACAAGAGAUACAAGGAUGAAGUAUUAAAGCGGUUGAAUGAAAGCUCGCAAUCGAAGAAAAGAAAGCUCGAAGAUGAUGAUGAAGAAGAUAUUACGGCGAAGGAGGCGAACUACCUAAUUAAUCAAUGCCAGCUCGAUUUGGGCUUGAACGUUUUCCCAACUCGAGGAACGAAGGAGACGGUCGAAUGGCUUCUUUCAUUCACGUACACGAUUGCGUACUCCAUUUACGAUAAAUAUGAGAGAAACAGUAGCUUGGCCAAUUUGGGGACGGUGAAAUCGGGAACCGAUCCGAAGAGCACUUUCCUCCAGACCAUACGCCAAUUCAAAAUGAUGACAGAGCCGAAGGCAGAUAAACUCUAUGGGCUGUUCCAGAGUAUCUAUUCUAUAUAUUUGGAGCUUGAGAAGAAUGAUACCCUUGGCAAAGAUGGGUUUGGAAAGAACAUCGUACCUCCCACUACAGAUAGUGCUAUGAGGAAGGCAUUUUUGGGAGAUGACCCCAAUGAGGUCAUUAACGAAUAG